Peniophora sp. CBMAI 1063 is the source of this 423-nucleotide messenger RNA. Lineage: Eukaryota; Fungi; Basidiomycota; Agaricomycetes; Russulales; Peniophoraceae. The record is from the annotation of a GenBank genome assembly.
AUGUCAUACUCCCGCUGCAGCAUCGCCGAUAACGACGUCACCUACCGGCCAAUGAGCAGUCUCUUUACCCUGGAGCUGCCUUACAAGCCUCCGAGCUCGCCUCUGGGACGCAUGCUCUGGCGAUGGCGGAUGUGGGUCGAAAUUACCCUCGGCGCCAGUGUGCUCUCGCCCGGAGAGAAGAUCGCGUUCAUGAUGGUCUGGGCGCUUAUCCUCUCGCUCCUUGCGUACGCCGCAGUGGUGAUCAUUCCCGCCGCGCUCAUCGCCGCUCAUGCACGCACACUAUUCUACGUCUUCGGCGAGGUCGGAUCGCAGAGGCUUCAGGUGCUGCACAAGCCCGUCGCGGGAUGGGUGCACGCCAUUGCAGUCGCAUCCCAAGGUGUCGUCGCACGCGCACAUAACGCGACAGCGACCGCCGGGCUCUAA